This is a messenger RNA of Letharia columbiana, 1113 nucleotides long. RefSeq lists its product as uncharacterized. The transcript is spliced from 4 exons. NCBI's taxonomy places the organism in Eukaryota, Fungi, Ascomycota, Lecanoromycetes, Lecanorales, Parmeliaceae. The coding region runs from base 1 to 1113 and encodes 370 amino acids. The record is from RefSeq and is a predicted model, not a curated record.
AUGGAGUGGACGCUCCGUGCGGACCUUUUGAUUCUCCAGAGCUCUCAGGCGUCGGUAGCCGAGCUUGAUUCUUCCCUACCAGACUCCGACGAAGCUGACAGCUCUGGUCGUCUCACCGGGAGUUCUGCUCGAAGUGAAAGCACAACCUCUUUUCCGCCAGGACGAUGGGCGCGUCCUAGCAAUCUGCAUCAAGUCUUCGAUAGGACCGGAGCUCCAUUGACUCCUUCGUGGACUGUCCUAGCAGAUCGGCCCUCUGACACUACUACCUUGACUUCCUCCACUACUCCCGAUGAUGACCUCACGAACGAUGCGCAGACACAUUCAUUGACUUCCAAUGCUUCUAUCCCACCACACUCCUCCGCUCCUAUUCCGAGCAGAACAGCUCCCAUCUCUGUCAACACAUCGACUCCAGUCCUCGGCCCAUCAGCCGCCCUUUACCCCAAGCCAAGUCCCAAUUCCAGCCUAGGGAUCAUCGAUACGGAUGCUUGGAUACACGAAAUCUUUUCGUCAGCAGAGGGACGGCCCUACGAUCGAGACUGGACAAGCAAACACAACGUCAGCGAAGACAUUCUCAUGGAGGUUCCGAGCAAGCACAAGAUUAAACCUCCUCGUCAGACGCGGUGCCGUGGUGGUAAGGCGACAAGGACCUACCGAUUCCUACCGGCAGAACCUAUGCGUGGGAUUUGUGCCCACUCGAGCGGCGUCCCGCGGCAUUCUCUGCUCAAUGCGAGGUCCCAAAGACUUCAUCAGCGGCAGGAACGAGGAGCACGCAGCACGAUACGAUCACGCAGUUCCAGUAGGAUAGAAGGAAAUGAGGCGUGUAUCGAGUAUUGGCCGGGAUUUCGGGACUUCCUUCGACGUCAGACAAGCACACCAGGUGUGGGAAGACCAGAAACCGAGAUCAGAUACUUGGCGACCGAGCUGGGCGAAGAGGCGCAGGGUCAGUGGAGGAAUGCUUUCGGUGGGGGUGGUUGUGGGGAUUUGGACGAUCGAGGUGCUGGGAAGCUGAGGCCAGCUUUUUCUAUCGGGCGCGGUAUGCAACAUCGAUGUCUCGCGAAGAAGUUGCCGAGAUGGAGAAGGUGUCAUGGGGGGACAGAGAUCAUGGAGGCAUGA